Messenger RNA from Musca vetustissima, 1350 nucleotides. Its product is annotated as mucin-2-like. NCBI's taxonomy places the organism in Eukaryota, Metazoa, Arthropoda, Insecta, Diptera, Muscidae. Bases 1 to 1350 code for a protein of 449 amino acids. The transcript is spliced from 6 exons. The record is from RefSeq and is a predicted model, not a curated record.
AUGUCGGAAGGUGAAGGAACCACUCCAUCUGUUGGUGAAACGACAACACCGUCGUCGGGAGGUGAAGGAACAACAACACCAUUAAGUGAAACAACGACGACGUCAGAAGGCGAAGGAACUACUCCACCUGUUAGUGAAACUACAACACCGUCUGCGGGAGGUGAAGGAACAACAACAUCUUCAGGUGAAGCACCAACGACGACGUCCGAAGGUGAAGAAACCACUCCACCUGUUGGUGAAGAAACAACAACACCUUCAAGUGAAGCUACAACGACAACGUCGGAAGGUGAAGGAACCACUCCAUCUGUUGGUGAAACUACAACACCGUCGUCGGGAGGCGAAGGAACCACUCCAUCUGUUGGUGAAACUACAACGCCGUCGUCGGAAGGCGAAGGAACAACAACACCUUCAAGUGAAGUGACAACGACGACGUCGGAAGGCGAAGGAACCACCCCAUCUGUUGGUGAAGGAACAACAACAUCUUCAGGAGAAGGAACAGCGACGACGUCGGAAGGUGAAGGAACCACUCCAUCUGUUGGUGAAACUACAACACCGUCGUCGGGAGGCGAAGGAACAACAACUCCUUCAAGUGAAGCAACAAUGACGACGUCGGAAAGCGAUGGCACCACUCUAUCUGUUGGUACAACACCGUCUUCGGGAGGUGAAGGAACAACAGCAUUUUCAGGUGAAGCAACAACGACGACGUCUGAAGGCGAAGAAACCACUCCACCUGUUGGUGAAACUACAACAACGUCGUCGGGAGGUGAGGGAACAACAACACCUUCAAGUGAAGCAACAACGACGACGUCCGAAGGUGAAGGAACCACUCCACCUAUUGGUGAAGGUACAACACCGUCUUCGGGAGGUGAAGGAACAACAACACCUUCAAGUGAAGUAACAACGACGACGUCGGAAGGUGAAGGAACAACAGCAUCUUCAGGUGAAGCAACAACGACGACGUCGGAAGGUGAAGGAACAACUCCACCUGUUGGUGAAGCUACAACACCGUCGUCGGGAGGCGAAGGAACCACUCCAUCUGUUGGUGAAACUACAACACCGUCGCCGGGAGGUGAUGGAACAACAACACCUUCAAGUGAAGCAACAACGACGACGUCGGAAGGUGAAGGAACAACUCCAUGUACGACUUCCGAAAGUGAAGGAACCACUCCUCCAACUGGUGAAACUACAACACCGCCUUCGGGAGGUGAAGGAACAACAACACCAUCAAGUGAAACAACGACGACGUCGGAAGGUGAAGGAACUAUUCCACCCAUGGAUGAAACUUCAACGACGUCUUGGGGAGGCGAAGGAACAACAACACCUUCAAGUGAAGCAACAACGACAACGUGA